Vicugna pacos (alpaca) is the source of this 1050-nucleotide messenger RNA. It is a transcript of the gene GPX2, whose product is annotated as glutathione peroxidase 2. The record is from RefSeq and is a predicted model, not a curated record. NCBI's taxonomy places the organism in Eukaryota, Metazoa, Chordata, Mammalia, Artiodactyla, Camelidae. Gene Ontology annotation, biological process: response to oxidative stress. Gene Ontology annotation, molecular function: glutathione peroxidase activity.
UACAGGUGGGCGACUGUUUCUGCUAAGUCAUCCUGGAGAUGCUCAAAGCCCCAUUGUGAGAGCCUUCCUGGCUCCUCCUUCCUCCCCACCCCUUUAAUAGACCCUUAAGUGGGCUCACGCCACUCUGCCUCUCACUCUGCACUUUCAGCAUGGCUUACAUUGCCAAGUCUUUCUACGACCUCAGUGCGAUCAGCCUGGAUGGGGAGAAGGUAGAUUUCAACACAUUCCGAGGCAGGGCAGUGCUCAUCGAGAAUGUGGCCUCACUCUGAGGCACAACCACCCGGGACUACACCCAGCUCAAUGAGCUGCAAUGCCGCUUUCCUAGGCGCCUGGUGGUUCUUGGCUUCCCUUGCAACCAAUUUGGACAUCAGGAGAACUGUCAGAAUGAGGAGAUCUUGAACAGUCUCAAGUACGUCCGCCCUGGGGGUGGAUUCCAGCCCACAUUUACCCUUGUCCAAAAGUGUGAUGUGAAUGGUCAGAACGAACAUCCUGUCUUCGCCUACCUGAAGGACAAGCUCCCCUACCCUUAUGAUGACCCGUUUUCUCUCAUGACGGAUCCCAAGUUCAUCAUUUGGAGCCCCGUACGCCGCUCAGAUGUGUCCUGGAACUUUGAGAAGUUCCUCAUCGGGCCGGAGGGGGAGCCCUUCCGACGCUACAGCCGCACCUUCCCGACCAUCAACAUCGAGCCCGACAUCAAGCGCCUCCUCAAAGUUGCCAUAUAACCCUGCGCCGCUCAGCCCACAGAUCUCUCACUUCAUCCUGCCCCUGAGUCUCUCUCCUUGGCCUUCAGUGUGCCCCAAGCAGACUCUGCUGGAUGCAGGCUUUCCCUUGAGAUCAGUCUCCUUCAUUGAACAGCCUUGCCUUUCUGGUCUGCCUUUUCCCUUCCCCCACCCCAACCUUCUGAUUGGUGAUUCAACCUGGGGUGGGUGGGCUCUAGGCCUUCACAGAAUGAUGGCACCUUCCUAAAUCCAUCUGGGAGGUGUCUGAGAAGUGUGAAGGGCCCGGGGCCUGCCUGCCAGCUGAGUCCAAUAAAGGGACAUGGCCAGGCUC